Molecule: messenger RNA, 1100 nt
Organism: Botrytis cinerea B05.10
Lineage: Eukaryota; Fungi; Ascomycota; Leotiomycetes; Helotiales; Sclerotiniaceae
Gene: Bcphs1
Product: Bcphs1
Exons: 3
Coding region: 98-784 (228 amino acids)
Biological process (GO): very long-chain fatty acid biosynthetic process; fatty acid elongation; sphingolipid biosynthetic process
Cellular component (GO): endoplasmic reticulum membrane
Molecular function (GO): 3-hydroxyacyl-CoA dehydratase activity
Source: RefSeq, a predicted model, not a curated record
GCUCAGCUUCAAGGUCAACAACGAGCUUUUCUUUCAUUCACUCGCACUCUCUUCUCUAUCCAAUACAAGCCCUUUCUCUCCCGCUGCGAACACAACCAUGGAUCCCCAAGACACCCGCUCACCCUCCGUCAAAAAGCGUGGACCGAAACCCCUCCAGUCCUCCAAUCGCAAAACCCAAUACCUAAUCCUCUACAACUUUGUGUCCGCACUUCUCUGGCUCGUCGUUUUGGGUCGAGUACUUCUCCUCGUCCCACUCGUCGGAUUCGGGCGUUUAUAUCCUGCUGUUGGCACUUUUGUAAAAUGGACACAGACUAUGGCACUUUUGGAGGUUGUGCAUGCUGCUCUUGGAGUUGUAAGAGCGCCCAUUAGCACAACCGGCAUGCAAGUAGCUAGCCGACUCCUCCUCGUCUGGUUCAUCGUCAACCCUUUCCCAUGGGUCGCAAAAAGCACCGGGUACUCUACAAUGCUCAUUGCAUGGAGUGUCACCGAAGUGAUUCGAUACUCUUACUUCGUUAUCACACUUAGUGGAUAUAAGCCCGCCAUCGUCACUUGGUUUCGCUAUAAUACCUUCUUCGUUUUAUAUCCAUUGGGGAUCAGUAGUGAAUGUUGGUUGAUUUAUAAGGCUAUUGAACCUGCGGGAGAAAUAUAUGGGUCACUGUAUCCUUUGGUUUUGAAAGCAAUUUUACUGAUUUACAUUCCUGGUUCAUAUAUUUUAUUCACACACAUGAUUAAGCAGAGGAGUAAGGUUUUGCGAGCACAACGAGAGAUUUUGAAAGAUGAAUAGAGUAUUCAAUCCGCAUAGAUUAUAGAUCAAAAAAGGGGGGGCUAGAACGGUUUGGAUGGUGUCCGAGCAACCAAAAAAUGGAACAUUAAUAGAAAAGUUGGUUGGUUGCGCAAAUUUGUAGAUUUUUCUAACUCCAAAGUCCACUUACCUCUCUCUAACUUGUACAUGAUAACGGUUUGAUUAGAAGGCAAAGAUUAUACCGAAUCUUGCGGCCUACAAAAAGGUAUUUCGAAUACAUUAUCAUAUGCCAACUUCUACGUAGUUUUACUGAAAUAACAUUCACAAGUAAAUAGACUCACUACUAAGUUUAAUAUCA